GUCCGGGCCGCGGUGUUCGCGCAAGGAGAGCGUGCUCUGGGCACUUGACAUGGCGGCAGCGGCGGCUACUGCGGCGACGAAGGGGAAUGGGGGCGGGGGGGCCCGGGCCGGGGCCGGGGCCGGGGAAGCUGGCGGCGCGCGGAAAAAGAAGGGCCCAGGGCCUCUGGCCACGGCGUAUCUGGUCAUCUACAAUGUGGUGAUGACGGCGGGGUGGCUGGUUAUAGCAGUUGGUCUGGUCAGAGCGUACCUGGCUAAGGGUAGCUAUCAUAGCCUUUAUUAUUCCAUUGAAAAGCCUUUGAAAUUCUUCCAAACUGGAGCCUUACUGGAGGUUUUACAUUGUGCAGUAGGAAUCGUUCCAUCUUCUGUUGUCCUGACUUCUUUCCAGGUGAUGUCAAGAGUUUUUCUGAUAUGGGCAGUAACACAUAGUGUCAAAGAGGUGCAGAGUGAAGACAGUGUCCUCCUGUUUGUUAUUGCCUGGACAAUCACAGAAAUUAUCCGUUACUCCUUUUAUACUUUCAGUCUAUUAAACCAUCUGCCUUACCUCAUCAAGUGGGCCAGGUACACACUUUUCAUUGUGCUGUACCCAAUGGGAGUGUCGGGAGAACUGCUCACAAUAUAUGCUGCUUUGCCCUUCGUCCGACAGGCUGGCCUGUACUCUAUCAGUCUACCUAACAAAUACAAUUUCUCCUUUGACUAUUAUGCAUUCCUAAUUCUGAUAAUGAUCUCCUACAUUCCAAGUUGGGAUCACUCAUUUAACACAUACUCACCAUUAUCAAAGGCACCAUGGAGAGUUAGUCAUGGAAUAAAGCACUGUCCUUCCAGAUAAAAUCCAUUCCUCUGGAGUGAACUUCCCACAGAAAGGGUUUAGAAGAACUAGAGGUAAAGAGGCAUAUGAAGAUGGUGUCCUCAUCUCUACUGGUUUGUUUGGAUUAUUCAUUUAUAACACAAGAUCGGCGCUGAUGUGGUACAACCUGCAAAUUACUUUCAGUUCUGAGUUUCUAGAUAAAACAUUAUAAAACAUUAACAUCAGUACAUACUGCUCCUUUGAAAUUUGGGUAGAAAAUUAUACAACCAUAUAUAUAGUCCAUUUUUGUAUUUUUUCUAUGUUGUGAAAACCAAAAUUGUAAUUUUAUAAGUCUUUGAUUCACUAAAAUUAUAUAAUUUAAAUGUAUUUUUUGUAUAUUUAGAAAUAAGGAGUUUAAAGGCUAUGCCUAACUUUCUAUGCAUGCAUUUGAAGCUGUUUUUACCUGAUAAUGUUAAUGUAGUAAUAAGUUGUAUUCAUAAAAUACUGAUCUGUGUUGCAUUUCGAAAUAAACUGGUGCGUGCUCUGCCUGGAUUUGAAA
This is a messenger RNA of Callorhinus ursinus (northern fur seal), 1343 nucleotides long. It is a transcript of the gene HACD2, whose product is annotated as 3-hydroxyacyl-CoA dehydratase 2. The record is from RefSeq and is a predicted model, not a curated record. Gene Ontology annotation, molecular function: 3-hydroxyacyl-CoA dehydratase activity. Gene Ontology annotation, cellular component: endoplasmic reticulum membrane. Gene Ontology annotation, biological process: very long-chain fatty acid biosynthetic process; fatty acid elongation; sphingolipid biosynthetic process. Lineage: Eukaryota; Metazoa; Chordata; Mammalia; Carnivora; Otariidae.